AAGAAAAGAAAACAAAAAAAAAAACCGCCCGCGGCUAUACACCCGAGACUCCUACGGAUCGAAGCCCUAGGGUUUGGUCUCGCCUCCAUCCCCAUCGUCCGAUCCGAUCCCCCGCCAUGAGCGGCCACCACGAAGCUAAGCCCUACCAGCCCCGCCGCGGCCCGGCUCCCGCCGACGAGGAGGCCGCCCCCGCCGCUGCGGCGGACGAGGCGGAGGCGGAGGCGGAGGUGGAGGCUAUGGAGCGGUACGAGCAGGAGCAGGAGUACGAGGAGGGGGAGGAGGGGGAGGAGGAGGAGUACGAGGGCGGGGAGGGGGUCCCCAUGGACGCCGACGCCUCCGCCGCGGCCGUGGCGGGGAUGGACCCGCACGGGGAGAUGGUGCCCGUGGCCGGCGGGGAGGCGGGCGGCGGCUACCCGCACGUGGCGUCGAACACCCUCACGCUGUCGUUCCAGGGCGAGGUCUACGUCUUCGAGUCCGUUUCCGCCGAGAGGGUGCAAGCUGUGCUGUUACUGCUUGGAGGAAGAGAGCUAGCACCAGGGUCGGGUUCGGUACCAUCAUCUUCAGCGGCAUACAGUAAGAAGAUGAAUUUUCCUCACCGGAUGGCAUCAUUGAUGAGGUUCCGGGAAAAGAGAAAAGAGAGAAACUUUGAUAAGAAGAUCCGGUAUACUGUUAGGAAGGAAGUUGCACUUAGGAUGCAGCGUAAUAGAGGCCAGUUUACAUCAUCAAAAUCGAAGGCUGAAGAAGCAACAUCCGUCAUAACUAGUUCGGAAGGUUCGCCAAAUUGGGGCGCAGUUGAAGGUCGACCUCCAUCAGCUGCUGAGUGCCAUCAUUGUGGUAUUAGUGCAGCGUCAACACCUAUGAUGCGCCGUGGUCCUGAUGGCCCAAGAACAUUGUGCAAUGCAUGUGGACUUAUGUGGGCAAACAAGGGUACGAUGAGAGAGGUAACAAAAGGUCCCCCUGUGCCCUUGCAAAUUGUGCCAGCUGCAACCAAUGAUGUUAACGGAAUCGUCGAGGCAACAGGUGUCGAGCAGCACAAUUCUGCAGUCGAGGAGGCAGUUUCUGCUGCAAAUGGCCAUGAAUCGCAGUCGGGAGUCGCGUGAUGCUUGAGGGUUCAGACUUGAGAAAAAGGAGGAGGAUGCGUAUCAAUCAACAAUCAAGUAGUCAUGGUGCUCAACAAGUUAACCGGAUGUAUGAUAUGACCGGCUCUAGGAUUCAUGUGGUUCUGCAAUGCCGGUCUCUCCGAGAUGAUAUAUGCUUGUGGCCGGCUUUUUCUAUGCUUGUAUUUGAGUUUUAUAGCUUUGCCUUUGGCAGUAGAUAAAUGGACGAGUUCAGCUUGAGCGCAUGUGACAUAUUUUGCAUUUUACUCUCUUGUCAGAUGUAAUCGUUGAUUUACAGGUGACACUGGGCAAGCAGGCAGGUUAAUUUCACAAUCGCAGCAUCAGUGCAUUGUCUGA
This is a messenger RNA of Oryza sativa Japonica Group (Japanese rice), 1454 nucleotides long. RefSeq names its product GATA transcription factor 17-like. The record is from RefSeq and is a predicted model, not a curated record. Lineage: Eukaryota; Viridiplantae; Streptophyta; Magnoliopsida; Poales; Poaceae. Gene Ontology annotation, biological process: regulation of DNA-templated transcription. Gene Ontology annotation, molecular function: protein binding; zinc ion binding; sequence-specific DNA binding.